CAAGGGCUGGUCGACGUGAGGAACUCGCGUGAGCUUCUUCUUCUUCUUCUUCUUCUUCUACUCGUUUCAUGUAACAAAGUUUACCAGCAGUCGGGAACUAAUAACCGGCUUCACACGGACCGGACAACAAUAAGGAGGUUCAUGGCUCUGAACAAGUCCAUGCAUCCGCGGAACCGGUACAGAGACAAGCCGCCGGACUUUUCCUACCUGGCCUCCAAAUAUCCGGACUUCCAGCAGCACGUGCACACCAGUCUUACCGGACGACCCGUCGUAAACUUCAAGGAGCCGGCGGCGGUGCGCUCGCUGACCUGCACGCUGCUGAGGGAGGACUUCGGUCUGACCAUCGACAUUCCUCUGGAGCGCCUCAUCCCCACCGUCCCGCUGCGCCUCAACUACAUCCACUGGGUGGAGGACCUCACCGACGGCCAGAAGCAGCCGCGCAGGGGCAUCGACAUCGGCACGGGUGCGUCUUGUAUCUACCCCUUACUGGGAGCCACGAUGAACGGCUGGCACUUCCUCGCCACGGAGGUGGACGACAUCUGUUUCGACUACGCCACGAAAAACGUGGAGCAGAACAAGAUGUCUGAAUUCAUCAAAGUGGUCAAAGUCCCUCAGAAGACUCUCCUGAUGGACGCCUUGAAAGAAGAGACGGAACUCGUGUACGACUUCUGCAUGUGCAACCCUCCUUUUUUUGCCAAUCAGCUUGAAGCGAAGGGGGUCAACUCCAGGAGCUCACGGCGACCUCCUCCCAGCUCGGUGAACACGGGCGGCGUGACGGAGAUCAUGGCGGAGGGCGGGGAACUUGAAUUCGUGAAGCGGAUCAUUCACGACAGCCUGCAGCUCAAGAGGCGCUUGCGGUGGUACAGCUGCAUGCUGGGGAAGAAGUGCAGCUUGGCACCUUUGAAGGAGGAGCUGAGGAAACAAGGAGUCCCUAAAGUAACGCACACAGAGUUCUGCCAGGGCCGGACGAUGCGCUGGGCGCUGGCCUGGAGUUUCUAUGACGACGUGAUUGUUCCGUCUCCUCCCAGUAAAAAGCGUAAACUGGAGAAGGUGAGGAAGCCGCUGUCCUUCGCGCUGCCGGCGGCGGGACUGAAGGAGCUGCGAGCCAAAGCCUCCUCGGCUUCGGGCGGCGGCGCCGUGGACCGCGUCGCCGCGCUGCUGGAGGAAACCCUCACGGACCUGCGGGUGCUGCACAAGCGCGUCCCGAGCAGGAAGCACGAGCUGAGCCUCUUCCUCACCGCCGCGGAGAACACCUGGAUCCACGGGCGCCAGAAGCGGCGGGAAAGCUCGCGGCAGCUGCGAGAGCUUCCCCGGGAAGCUCUCGCAGCACCGGCGCCGGAAAACCGGUCGGACGGCAAGAACGACGGCGGCGGCGGCGGCGGCGCUUCGAACGAAAACACGUCUGCAGAGCAGAUUGAAAAUGGCGCCGCCCCUUCGAACGAGACGGGGGAAGAUGGAGAGAAAGAGUUCUCGGAGAACGAGCCGGGCGAAGAUGUGGACAUGGCGUGUUCUGCCCGCGCGGGGGAGGAGACGGCGCCGCGGGAAACACCCGCCGCCGCGACGAGCGAACCGGCGCCCUCCAAGCGGCCUCCGGGCGAGCGCUUCCUGUUGAAGUGUCUGCUGAACGUGGCGCUGGAGGAGGGCGACGUGGCGGUGGAGAUGCACUGGGUCGAAGGUCAGAGCAAAGACCUGAUGAACCAGCUGUGCACGUACCUGAAGAACACGCUGCUGAGGUGCGUCGCCAAGCCGUAAUCCAUCAGAAAUACCCUCUCGGAUUCGUUCUUGAUUAUCGGCAGUUUAUAUCAGAAUUUUUUUGUACUUUGUCAUUUUACCUUUUCGGAUAGUACGCACUGUAUAUUGAUGUUUUGUGCAAAACAUUUGCAAUAAAUGUUAAAUUUUGUAACCCUU
Molecule: messenger RNA, 1908 nt
Organism: Pseudoliparis swirei
Lineage: Eukaryota; Metazoa; Chordata; Actinopteri; Perciformes; Liparidae
Gene: mettl16
Product: methyltransferase 16, N6-methyladenosine
Exons: 10
Coding region: 142-1752 (536 amino acids)
Biological process (GO): rRNA base methylation
Cellular component (GO): nucleus
Molecular function (GO): 23S rRNA (adenine(1618)-N(6))-methyltransferase activity
Source: RefSeq, a predicted model, not a curated record